This is a messenger RNA of Pelobates cultripes (western spadefoot toad), 945 nucleotides long. Lineage: Eukaryota; Metazoa; Chordata; Amphibia; Anura; Pelobatidae. The record is from the annotation of a GenBank genome assembly.
AUGCCCGAGAAGAUGAGUAUGGAAAAGGUGGAUGUUCUUCAUGCUCUUGGUGCUGUGAUUGUUCGGACUCCGACCAACGCAAGAUUUGAUUCUCCAGAAUCCCAUGUUGGCAUUGCUUGGAGGUUAAAGAAUAAAAUUCCAAAUUCCCAUAUCUUGGUUCAGUACCAGAAUGCCAGUAACCCCCUCGCUCAUUAUGACAGCACCGCAGAAGAAAUCCUAGAACAGUGUGAAGGGCAGUUGGACUUGCUGGUUGCCGGAACAGGUGGAACCAUUACCAGAUUGGCAUGCAAACUAAAAGAGAAGUGUCCAGGCUGCAAGAUGGCUGCUGUGGAUCCUGAAGGUUCUAUACUGUCUGAACCAGAAGAGCUCAACCAGACCGAUAAGACUUUAUGCCAACCGUUCUGGAUCGAUCUGUUGUUGACAUGUGGUAUAAGACCAACGAUCAGGAACCUUUUUCCAUGUCACGUGCCCUGAUCAGAGAAGAGGGGCUUCUGUGUGGGGGCAGCUUGGGCAGUGCCAUGUAUGUAGCUGUGUCAGCGGCUAAAGAGCUGAAGGAAGGCCAGAGAUGUGUUGUGAUUCUCCCCGACUCUGUGCGGAACUACAUGUCUAAGUUCCUUAGUGAUAAGUGGAUGACACAAAAGCAUUUCCUUAAUGUGAAAGAUUUGGAUGGAAGAAAACCUUGGUGGUGGAAUGUGAAGGUGUCACCAGAAUAUCCAGCUCUUGCGAGAGAAGGGUUAUGAUCAGGUGCCUAUUGUAUCUGAAGCUGGGCUGGUCCUUGGGAUGGUCACUUUGGGUAACAUACUGGCCUUCCUUUUGGCUGGAAAGGUAAAGCCAUCAGAUUCUGUCACCAAAGUCAUCUACAAGCAGUUUAAACAGGUCCAUCUUAUGGAUAACCUGGGGAAACUCUCCCGAAUCCUGGAGACUGAUCACUUUGCACUUGUGGUU